CUGGCGUGGCGGAGGUAGCGCUCUCUGCGCUGGAAGUGUGCAGGCGCCGCGGAAGUCGCCCGGGGGUCCUUCGCUGCAGCUGGCUCUGAGCGGGAGGCGGGACUGCGGAGCUGCGCUGCCCCGCGAGAUCCCAGCACGGCGCAAUGGAGGAGCUGGACUGCGAGCCCACAGUCACUUGGAUUCCAGGUGUGAACUCCAAGAAGAAGCAGAUGUGUUUUGAGUGGGGUCCUGGGGAGAUGCUGGUGUGUGAAACUUCCUUCAACAAAACAGACAAAUCAGAGAAAGUGCCAAGCUGUCCUUUUAUCUAUCUCAUUCGGAAAGAUGUGGAUGUUUACUCUCACAUUUUGAGAAAACUCUUCAAUGAAUCCCAUGGAAUUUUUGUUGGCCUCCAGAGAAUUGAAGAAGAAUUGACUGGAAAAUCCAGAAAAACUCAAUUGGUUCGAGUGAGUAAAAAUUACCGAUCAGUCAUAAGAGCAUGUAUGGAGGAAAUGCAUCAGCUUGCAAUUGCCUCUAAAGAUCCAGCUUGCGGCCACCAGUUCAGCAGCCAGGUCUCCAUUUUGUCAGCCAUGGAGCUCAUUUGGAACCUGUGUGAGAUUCUUUUUAUUGAGGUAGCCCCAGCUGGCCCUCUUCUCCUCCACCUCCUUGACUGGGUCCGACUUCACGUGUGUGAGGUGGAUAGUUUGUCGGCAGACGUUCUGGGCAGUGAGAAUCCAAGCAAACAUGAGAGCUUCUGGAACUUGGUGACUGUCUUGGUGCUUCAGGGCCGGCUAGAUGAGGCCCGACAAAUGCUGUCCAAAGAAGCUGAUGCCAACCCUCCCUCAGCGGGCAUGUGCCAUAUCCUUGGGGACCUGAUGAGGACAAUGCCCAUUCUUAGUCCUGGCAACACUCAGACCCUGACGGAGCUGGAGCUGAAGUGGCAGCACUGGCGUGAGGAGUGUGAGCGGCACUUGCAAGACAACACAUUUGCUGCCAGCCCCCAUCUGGAGUCUCUCUGCAAGAUCAUGCUGGGGGAUGAGGCCACUUUGUUGGAGCAGAAGGAGCUUCUGAGUAACUGGUACCAUUUCCUGGUCACGAGGCUGUUAUAUUCUAACCCCACAGUGAAGCCCAUUGAUCUGCACUUCUACGCCCAGUCCAGCCUAGACAUGUUUCUGGGAGGUGAGAGCAGCCCAGAGCCGCUAGACAACAUCUUGAUGGCGGCCUUUGAGUUUGACAUCCACCAAGUGAUCAAAGAGUGCAGCAUCGCCCUGAGCAACUGGUGGUUUGUAGCUCACCUAACAGACCUUUUGGAUCACUGCAGGCUCCUUCAGUCACACAACCUCUACUUUGGUUCAAACAUGAGAGAAUUCCUCCUGCUGGAGUACGCCUCAGGACUAUUUGCUCACCACAGCCUGUGGCAACUUGGGGUGGAUUACUUUGACUACUGCCCAGAGCUGGGCCGAGUUUCCUUGGAGUUGCACAUUGAGCGGAUUCCUCUCAACACAGAGCAGAAAGCCCUGAAGGUGCUCCGGAUUUGUGAGCAGCGGCAGAUGACUGAACAAGUUCGCAGCAUCUGUAAGAUAUUGGCUAUGAAGGCUGUUCGCAACAAUCGCCUGGGAUCUGCCCUCUCUUGGAGCAUCCGUGCCAAAGAUGCUGCUUUUGCUACACUUGUAUCUGACAGAUUCCUCAGGGAUUACUGUGAACGGGGCUGCUUUUCCGACUUGGAUCUCAUUGACAACCUGGGGCCAGCCAUGAUGCUCAGUGAUCGACUGACUUUCCUGGGAAAGUACCGUGAGUUCCACAGACUGUAUGGGGAGAAGCGCUUUGCCGAUGCUGCCAGUCUGCUGCUGUCCCUCAUGACAUCUCAGAUUGCACCCCGCUCAUUCUGGAUGACUUUGCUCACAGAUGCUCUGCCUCUUUUGGAACAGAAACAGGUGAUCUUUUCAGCAGAACAGACUUAUGAGCUGAUGCGCUGUCUGGAGGACUUGGCCUCCAAGAAGCCAGAGAGUGGACAGCCUGAUGCCCAGCGACUCCAGGAUGAUAUAGAGACCACCAAGGUAGAAAUGCUGAGACUGGCUCUAGCUCGGAAUCUCGCUCGGGCAAUCAUAAGAGAAGGCUCACUGGAAGGCUCCUGAGAUAGCUGCAGUGUUAACUUUGUAUGGCAAUGUAUAUAAAUUCUAGAAAUAAAUGUUCUUUUGCAAAUACAAGACCAGUUAUUAGUCC
Molecule: messenger RNA, 2199 nt
Organism: Nannospalax galili (Upper Galilee mountains blind mole rat)
Lineage: Eukaryota; Metazoa; Chordata; Mammalia; Rodentia; Spalacidae
Gene: Nup85
Product: nucleoporin 85
Exons: 19
Coding region: 144-2111 (655 amino acids)
Biological process (GO): mRNA export from nucleus; protein import into nucleus; positive regulation of DNA-templated transcription
Cellular component (GO): nuclear pore outer ring
Molecular function (GO): structural constituent of nuclear pore
Source: RefSeq, a predicted model, not a curated record